AGAAAUAUUUAGCAGCCAGGAAAAAAAAAAAAAACAACGGGAAGUCUGGAAGCCAGGCACAAUACAAAGUGAGUGAAGAAACGAAAGCAAGGGGAUUGCGAGCUUCGGGUUGCUGCAAGGAUCGCUGAGGAAAGGGAGUGGCGGUGAGAGUCGAAGACUGCGAAACUCGCAUCCCAGGACAUGACCUUUCUUCUGCCUUCUGACUCUCUUUUACUGCCUUCAAUUAUUUUGCUACACAGUGUUGAAGAAGUAAUUUGGACCAAUUAGAGCUUGCUUGUUCACAUAUAUUCAAUUCAGUGCAAAGAAAAUUGGUACAUAUGGCAGGAUUCUUAUCUAUGGAGUCAGUGAAUAAUGGAACAUCUGAUGGCAGUGCUUUUGAAAGUUCUACCAUGGCCAAGAAAGGGGAAGAAGCAGGUCGCUGGUACAUGGCUAGGAAAGAAAUAGAGGAAUAUUCUCCAUCCAGAAGAGAUGGAAUUGGCUUGAAGAAAGAGACAUAUCUGCGCCGGUCUUACUGCACAUUCUUACAAGAUUUAGGCAUGAGGCUUAAAGUACCUCAGGUAACUAUAGCAACAGCCAUAGUUUUUUGUCAUCGGUUCUUUCUUCAACAAUCUCAUGCAAAGAAUGAUAGAAGGAUUAUUGCAACCGUCUGUAUGUUCCUUGCUGGGAAAGUUGAAGAGACUCCUCGACCACUAAAGGAUGUCAUUAUUGUUUCUUAUGAGAUUAUUUACAAAAAAGAUCCUGCUGCUGCACAGAGGAUAAAACAGAAGGAAGUAUACGAGCAGCAGAAAGAGUUGAUUUUACUGAAUGAGAGGUCUGUGCUUGCCACGUUAGGUUUUGAUCUCAAUGUUCAACAUCCCUACAAGCCCCUUGUUGAGGCCAUAAAGAAGUUCAAUGUUGCAAAGAGUGCCCUUGCACAAGUUGCAUGGAAUUUUGUCAAUGAUGGGCUGAGGACAUCGCUCUGCCUGCAAUUUAAGCCACAUCAUAUUGCAGCAGGUGCCAUUUUCCUUGCUGCCAAGUUCCUAAAAGUGAAGCUUCCAUCAGAUGGUGAGAAGGUUUGGUGGCAAGAGUUUGAUGUCACCCCACGCCAAUUGGAGGAGGUUAGCAAUCAAAUGCUGGAACUCUAUGAGCAGAAUAAAGCUCCACCAUCUCAAGGAAGUGAAGUAGAAGGGAGUGUUGGAGUAGGCACAAGAGCUGCGGCAAAAGAACCUGCUGUGAGUGAGGAGCAGGUUUCAGAACAAAUACCAUCUCAUUCCGCUCAUCAGGACUCACCUGCAUGUGAGGUUCCACCAACAAGCACAGAAAACCAAAGUAAUGAUGGGAGUGCAGAAAUGGGAAGUGUAAUUACUGAUCACAAGUUGGAUGUGGAAAUUAGAGAUUCUCAGCUUUCAGAUGGGUUGCCACAGAAUGAUAAAGAGAGAGAAUUGGCAGGUGGAUCAAACAUGGGAACUCAGCAAAUAGGUGCAGGGGACCAAGAUAGAAUUGGUGAUACAAAUGAGGCUGCAGAAUUGCAAAGGAGGGAGGAUUUGGCAUUGCACAAUUCCUGCAGCGUUGUUCGAAAUUUAGAGUAUCGAGAAGGCUCUAUUGAUCAGUCACCCAAAGAAGCAAUUAAGAUGAUUGAUAAAGACAAGGUCAAGGCUGCAUUAGAAAAAAGAAGGAAAGCACGAAGGGAAAUUACAUUGAAGAAGGAUGAUGUAAUGGAUGAGGAUGAAUUUAUUGAGAGGGAGCUAGAGGAUGGUGUAGAGUUGGCUGCCGAGGAUGAGAAAAAUAAGUGGGAGGGGAGACCAUAUGGAUCUGAAUGCGAUAGCGCAGAUUGUAGAAGGAUAAAUGAGGAAAUUGAUGACGGGAAAGCUGUGGCUGGGAAGCGGCAGUCAUGUAAAGAAGCGAAACUGAAAGAGGAGAUAACAGACGAUUCCUCAACUUUGAUGAACAAGCACAAGAGAAAGGCAAUGUAUUCGCCAGGCGGGCAACCCGGGGAUAAAAAGUGGCUUGACCCAAGUUAUCAUGAUGAGGUUGCAGAAGAUGUGAACUGGAAGGGUGGAGUUUCUUAUGAAGAGGGGAACUGCUGAAGAGCAGAAGAGGAAAGCGAUUGGUGAGAAGAAUUAGUCUGUCCUCUAUUUGAAGGCUCAUUGUGGCAGAGGGUUGCUAAAGAAGUGACGAUUCUGAUGCCUUUGUAUGUGUUGUACAAUUUCAUGUCUAAGGAGCCUGGAUAUUUCAUUUUUGGGAGUGACAGUGAAGGUUGAUGCACAGUUGCUAAUUAUUUAAGUAAUUAGCUUCCUCAGAGUCAUCCUGCCUAAUAGAUGAAUGGUGCUUGAAAUGGAAGUCAUUGAGAAUUGUAAUCUGAUCUCCUGGGCUUUGAUGGUGCUCAUCUUAAAGAAUAUAAAUGCAAGAAACAUAAGAAAUGUGUAGUUAAAUUAUGAAUGGUUAAUAUGGCAUUGUUAUAUUCGAAACAAGUUGGCAAUAAGCGUUCAA
Messenger RNA from Prosopis cineraria, 2469 nucleotides. Its product is annotated as cyclin-T1-3-like. The transcript is spliced from 7 exons. Gene Ontology annotation, cellular component: cyclin/CDK positive transcription elongation factor complex; nucleus. Gene Ontology annotation, molecular function: cyclin-dependent protein serine/threonine kinase activator activity. Gene Ontology annotation, biological process: regulation of transcription by RNA polymerase II; positive regulation of DNA-templated transcription, elongation. Lineage: Eukaryota; Viridiplantae; Streptophyta; Magnoliopsida; Fabales; Fabaceae. Bases 318 to 2066 code for a protein of 582 amino acids. The record is from RefSeq and is a predicted model, not a curated record.